Messenger RNA from Electrophorus electricus (electric eel), 948 nucleotides. The record is from RefSeq and is a predicted model, not a curated record. NCBI's taxonomy places the organism in Eukaryota, Metazoa, Chordata, Actinopteri, Gymnotiformes, Gymnotidae.
AUGCUGGGUCAGUCCCAGAAGAGCCAACCUCACAGACAAAGGAGACGCUGGAUGUCCAUUGCAUGCAGUCACAGAAAUGCCGUGGGCAGUGGGCACCAAAGGAUUACAGGACAGGGCCUGAGCAUUCACAAGCAUGCCCAGUGGGGCCUGACCCUUAAGGUUGGGGUGCAAAGACUUGCUGGGGCAUUCUUUGCCACGGUCCAGAGGUGGUUUCGGGAGACCCGGAAGUGGCUGGGUGUUGUCUCUACACUGGGACCUGGCUGGGCAGCCGCUUUCACUAUGCCAGGAACAGGACCAGGAUGGGCGGAGGCAUUCACUAUGCCAGGACCAGAAACCAGAUUAGGACAGGCGGCGCCUUUCACACCAGGAACAGAAACUGGACUUCUGCAUCUUGCUUCAACAACUGCAUGGUUCGGACACACUCCAGGAGACAAGCCUCUUCUCAUUGCCUCUGCAUAUCACUCUGAACCAGUUUUGUAUUACAAACAUUUUAACAAGACUGGACGCCAUAAUGCUGUAAGAAAAGGAAACAACUUUACUCUGAGUAUCUCCAAUGCAGAAUCAUCUGACUCUGCAACACACUACUGUGCUGUUUCAUUUUAUUCACAUAUUGGAUUGAAGGAUUGCACAGUUUUAAAGCUCAAAGGCAAUAAUGCAACUUUGAAGUGCACAGUACUCAUAAAGAGGUGUGCAGGAGAGCACAGUGUCUACUGGUUCAGACAUGGCUCAGGAGAACCUCAUCCAGGAAUCAUUUACACUCAUGGAGACAGGAGUGGUCAGUGUAAAAAGAGCUCUGAGGCUGGCUCUUAUAUACAGAGGUGUGUGUACAUGCUUCCCAAGAAGAACCUCAGUCUCUCUGAUGCUGGAACUUACUACUGUGCUGUGGCUGAAUGUGGAGAGAUAAUCUUUGGCAAUGGAACUAAAUUAAACUUUGCAGAUAAAAACUAA